Paramisgurnus dabryanus is the source of this 2584-nucleotide messenger RNA. It is a transcript of the gene parp3, whose product is annotated as poly (ADP-ribose) polymerase family, member 3. Gene Ontology annotation, cellular component: site of double-strand break; nucleolus. Lineage: Eukaryota; Metazoa; Chordata; Actinopteri; Cypriniformes; Cobitidae. Gene Ontology annotation, molecular function: NAD+ poly-ADP-ribosyltransferase activity. Gene Ontology annotation, biological process: double-strand break repair; protein poly-ADP-ribosylation. The record is from RefSeq and is a predicted model, not a curated record.
UCCUGUAAUCCGGAAGUCAGGCUGCAGACUUCACAGUCACUCUCGAGUGAAUCAAUCUGCUAACUUUAAAACCAACACUUUAAGCAGUAUGGCACCUAAGAGAAGAGCAGCAUCAAGUGCAAAAGCAGGCGGGAAGAAGAUAAAGGAAGAACCUGAAGCUCCACAAAAGGACAAGUUCACAUCUGCCAAAGAGGCCCUGAAGGCAGCAGGGCCACAGGUUAAGAGUACGAGGAACCCAGACAGCUUCUGUCAUCUAUCAGGUGCUGAGGUUCAUGAAGAUUAUGACUGUAUGCUUAACCAAACCAACAUUGGACAAAACAACAACAAAUUUUAUUUAAUUCAAGUCUUGGUGUUUGGAGGAAAGUACUAUUGCUGGACAAGAUGGGGAAGAGUGGGAGAAUCAGGACAAAACAAUUUAGCUGGUCCAUCUGACGCUAAUGCAGCCAUCAAAAACUUUGAAAAGAAAUACAAAGAUAAGACCAAGAAUAACUGGAGUGAUCGAGGAAACUUUGUCUCUCAUUCAGGGAAGUACACACUAAUAGAGGUAGAUGGAGACCAGGAUGCAGAAGUGAAGGUGGACACGGUAGACGGUGGAGAUGUGAAGGUGAAUACUGCACAACGCGUUCUGCCUUGUACGCUGGAUACGGAAACCCAGAGACUUAUUCGAUUCAUCUUCAACAAUGACAUGUUCAAAGAAGCUAUGACCAGCAUGAACCUGGAUAUUAAGAAGAUGCCACUGGGGAAACUGAGCAAGCAUCAGAUAGCCAAAGGCUUUGAGGCUUUGGAGGAGAUUGAAACGGCAAUUAAGAAUGGGGAACGGAAGAAGUUAGAAGAUCUCACCUCCAAAUUCUUCACCAUAAUUCCUCAUAACUUUGGUCGCAACAGACCGCCUGUCAUCUCUGACGAUUCUGUCCUUCAGAGCAAGAAAGAGAUGCUUCUGGUUCUGGCAGAUAUCGAGAUUGCACAGAGUCUUAAAGCCGAGUCUGAGAAAGCCAAAGAGGAAAUGGUGGACACAGUGCCUCAUCCAGUAGACCAAAAUUACGAGUCUCUCAAAUGCAAUCUUACCGUGCUGGAUAAGAAGUCUAAAGAAUUUAAGAUUAUUGAGAAUUACUUGAAAGCCACGGGGCAACAACUCGGUUUAAUUGACGUCUGGGAAGUUGACAGAGAAACUGAGGCCGAGGGCUUCAAGGAAAACGAUCAUUUGGAGAACCGGAAGCUUCUUUGGCACGGAACAAACGUAGCAGUGGUAGCAGCCAUUCUGAAGAGCGGCCUUCGCAUCAUGCCUCAUUCUGGUGGGCGAGUGGGGAGGGGAAUCUAUUUUGCCUCUGAAAACAACAAAUCUGCUGGAUAUGUACGUCCAUCCAACAGAAUUGGGAUCAUGUUUCUAAAUGAAGUCGCCCUUGGAAAGGAGUACACCAUCACGAAAGAUGAUUGCAGUUUAAGGAAGCCUCCUGCUGGUUAUGACAGCGUAGUUGCACGUGGACAGCAAGAACCAGAUCCCUCUAAAGAUGUCUUCAUUGAGUUUGAUGGUAAAAAGGUGGCUGUUCCUCAAGGGCAAGCCAUAAGUCAGCCGCAGUAUGAGGGAAGUUAUUUUUACAAUAGCGAGUAUCUCAUCUAUAAGGAAAACCAGUGUCGCAUCCGAUAUCUCCUUGAGCUCCAGUUUGCCUAUUAAAAAAUUGCUCUGAAAUUUAUUGGCACUCCUAAAUAGCACUUCUGCUGUGUGGUUGCGUGGUCACUACAAAGCAUUUAAAUAUAAAGUUUGAGGAUUCUAAUAGAUUUGUUAUUCUUUCAGAUUGAUUGGUUAUGGUAAUUACAGGGUAAUAUGGUUUAUUUUUAUACAGAAGGGUUACAUUUAUUAAUAAUACUUAUUAUCAUGUAUUCCAAACUUUGUUUAGUGUAGGAUUAUGUUUGGUAUGUUUACAGUCUAAAACAUUUGAGUUGAAGUUUAAAUGUUUCUUAAUAUACAUUACCUCUAAAACUGAGAAUUUAUGCUUGUGUGUAUUAAUAUGCAAAUACAAACAAGAUAAUACAUGCAUGAAGGUUUAAACACAAUAAAUAAUGUUGAAUUAAUAUGCAGUUUUAUCAAAUAUUGGCAUAUAUGAAUAGUGAUAAAAGAUUUCUGUUUGAGAACAUGUUUUUUUUUUGGUUGGCUCAUGCUGGCUCUCUAGAUGUCUAUGUGAAGAGAUGUCCUCUUUAAAAAUUCAAACUUCUGUCGAAUGUUUUUCAUUCAAGUUAAAUUUGCACAAAUUUAUGAAAAUAUAUUUGAUUGCAAGCUGCUCAAAUGUUAUGACAAGCAUGGCAUAUAAGGGAAAUGAUGCUAUAAACUCUUUGGUUUCAUGUAUUGGUUUGAAGGUCUUUAGAUAGUCAUUACAUUAUGAAGGCAAUAGUUAUUUUUUACGAUGUUAUUUCUAUUUUCUGUGUGGUAUUGUAGGAUUAUAAAAAAUUGACAGCAUGCACAAUUUGCUUUCAGCUUUGAAGUUGUUAUAAUGCAAAGUUUACUUUCUCAUCAAUGUUGAUUUGAGUGCAUAUCAAGUAAAACAUAUACGGUGUAAACGUAUAUAAAGAAUAAAUAUGUUUAAAGAUU